Striga asiatica is the source of this 309-nucleotide messenger RNA. Lineage: Eukaryota; Viridiplantae; Streptophyta; Magnoliopsida; Lamiales; Orobanchaceae. The record is from the annotation of a GenBank genome assembly.
AUGUUCUUCAGAAUUCUUCCAUUUAUCCCCUUCCUCAUCCCUUUUCCCAUCAUUCUCCACACCACAGGUCUCAUUAUUAUUAUUAAUAUGUUCGUCCAGACACCAAUCACCUUCAGAAAUCUUCCAUUUAUCUCCUUCCUCAUCCCAUUUCACUUGGGAUGGCUGAAAAUCGUUCUUCACGUCAUAGCUCUGCAUCAGGCAUCUGCCAGCCAUCUCCUGUAUCAUCCCAAUUCCCAUUCGAAGACUGAAAAUUAUUCUCCCCAUCAUAGCCCGUAUAGUAUUGUCCAUCAGUCGGACCUAAGCCCACAG